ACCAACUAUAUGAUUUUCUGGAAGGAAAGAUAAUAUUUACUUGUUGGGAUUUGAGAGAGAGGUCUUUGAUUCUUUCCUGUGGGACUGUCUUCGGCUUCAGUACUUUGUAUCGGAACCUCAUGAAUCUUCUCUCUGCAACUCAAGUGUUUGGCCACAAGCUUACUUAGGCCUCUCGGGUUAUCGCUCUUUCAUGUUCUAAAGAAUUGUUGGUUAUUGAUGCAAACGGAAAAAAUGUCGCGUUACUUGACUGAGCUAUAUCAAAAUAACAUGAAGUCUAGUGGUGAAGAUUUGCUAACUGCAAUAAUCCCUUUGAUGAAGCUCCUUUCCCUCACGGCUAUCGGUCUGGUUCUUGCCCACCCAAAAACCCAUAUAAUCCCGAGAGCGACAUUUAAGCUCCUCAGCAAGCUUGUUUUUGCUCUGUUCUUGCCGUGCCUAAUCUUUACCGAACUUGGUGAAAGGACUACACUUGAGAACUUUGCUCAGUGGUGGUUUAUACCCAUUAAUGUGUUGAUCAGUACGGCUAUUGGUUGCUUCCUUGGGUACUUAGUCGUGAUUAUUUGCCGCCCACCUCCACAGUUUAAAAGAUUCACCAUUAUCAUGACUGCAUUUGGUAAUACCGGAAAUCUCCCUCUUGCUAUUGUCGGAUCUGUUUGUCACACUGCAGAUAACCCAUUUGGACCCCAUUGUCAUUCUAGAGGGGUGGCUUAUGUCUCUUUUUCUUCCUGGGUUUCUGUGAUUCUUGCUUAUACACUUGUGUAUCACAUGAUGGAGCCUCCGUUGGAGUAUUAUGAGAUUAUUGAAGAAGGGGUUGAGCUUGAGGAAGAGCAAGCAGUUAAUGAUGCCAGUAGGCCUCUCCUUGUAGAGGCUGAAUGGCCGGGUAUUGAGGAUAAAGAAACUGAGCAUUCCAAGACACCCUUUAUUGCUAGAAUUUUCCAAAGCAUAUCAAAUGUUUCAGAGUCUUCUUUUCCUGAUAUCGAGGUUUCGGGAGAAGGUGGUGCAAACAUCCCCAGGUCCAUUAGAUGUUUGGCUGAGCCUAAAGUCUUCAGGAGGAUCAGAAUUGUUGCCGAGCAAAUGCCAAUACAGCACAUACUUCAACCCCCAAUGAUUGCUUCUUUGUUAGCUAUCAUCAUUGGCACAGUGCCUCAGCUAAAGGCUUUUUUCUUUGGAUAUGAUGCUCCACUAUCUUUUGUCACAGACAGUUUAGAGAUUUUAGGUGGUGCAAUGGUGCCUUCUGUGAUGCUUAUGCUUGGAGGUAUGCUUGCAGAGGGACCAAUAGAUUCUACACUUGGGCUUCGAACGACAAUUGGUAUAAGCAUUGCAAGGCUCUUAGUGCUUCCCGUGCUUGGAAUCGGUAUAGUAGCGUUAUCUGACAAGAUGAAUCUUCUGGUCCAGGGUGAUGCAAUGUACAGAUUUGUUCUUUUGUUGCAGUACACAAUGCCAAGUGCCAUUUUGUUGGGAGCAAUUGCCAACUUGAGGGGAUAUGCGGUUGGUGAGGCUUCAGCACUUCUCUUCUGGCAGCAUGUGUUUGCCCUCCUCUCUCUUUCAUUGUAUAUUGUGAUUUAUUUCAAAAUAAUCUCAUAUGUUUGAGGUUUGUAUGAUAUUCUAUUGCCUUGAAGCCCUUGAAUUAUUGAUUAGUGUAAAUGUCAUUAUCGUUACCUCUCUCCAUUGCAGUAUAUUAAGAUUUACUUGUCUAUUUGCUCUAUGGUGCUCUACUGGUGGUGGAGGUGAUUGAUGGUUAUAUUAUGACGGUUGAUUUUGCUGAA
This is a messenger RNA of Juglans microcarpa x Juglans regia, 1763 nucleotides long. RefSeq names its product protein PIN-LIKES 2-like. The record is from RefSeq and is a predicted model, not a curated record. Gene Ontology annotation, cellular component: membrane. Bases 217 to 1587 code for a protein of 456 amino acids. The transcript is spliced from 2 exons. Gene Ontology annotation, biological process: endoplasmic reticulum to cytosol auxin transport. Lineage: Eukaryota; Viridiplantae; Streptophyta; Magnoliopsida; Fagales; Juglandaceae.